Carassius auratus (goldfish) is the source of this 7050-nucleotide messenger RNA. RefSeq names its product zinc finger protein 518A-like. The record is from RefSeq and is a predicted model, not a curated record. Bases 160 to 4623 code for a protein of 1487 amino acids. The transcript has 2 exons. Lineage: Eukaryota; Metazoa; Chordata; Actinopteri; Cypriniformes; Cyprinidae.
GGUAAAGACGACCUAAUGAGUUUCAGGUAAUCCAUAUUCAUCCGCUCUGAGUUCCUGCCUCACGCGCAGUGAAGGGAGCGGAACCCGGAUGGAACUGUCAUGGCUGCCGUCACCGACCUGCCAGUCUAAAGAAAAAAAGAGGAACCUUUAUUCCAAAGCAUGGAUGUUGACCUGACAACAUCAGAUGAUCCCCCUGAAAGCCAUGACCAGAGCCAGGAUGAUGAAACCUCAUUGGACCACAGUUUGCCUCUUGAGUUGGCACAUCAGCUUCCCGAAACAGCCUCUUGCAAUGAGCAUUGUGCCCAAGAUGAAGCCUCCCAUGAGGAGUCAACCACUGAUAAUCUUCAAGUAGACGGAAAAGCUUCUGGAAAGACUCCAUGUAAGAUGCAGCAGGGUGCAAUCUUCUCUGGAAAAAUACUGAGUUUUUGUUGCUCAGAAUGCAAAGAUGACACCACUUACAGCCCUAACGACUUGCUGAAACAUUUUCAAGGUACACACAAGGGUACUCUUCCAACUUAUCCUUGUGAUCUCUGCUUGUUUGUCACCAAUGAAUUCUCAUCUCUUCAACGUCAUCGCAUCGGACAUCGGAACACUUUGGUCACGUGUGAGAUUUGCAACGAUGGGGUGCAGUAUUCGCUUCUUUUGCUCACAAGGCACUUUACCAACUGCCACAGCCGUAAUGGACAGUUUCGCUGUAAAAAGUGUGACUUCUCCACUCGAGAUGCAGGAACCUUUGUUCAACACAUUCAUCAUCACAAUGAACGUAAUCACAAAUGUGUGAAAUGUCCGCAUGGUAGCCCCACACAAGGGGAGCUUCAGAGGCAUAAUGUGGUGCAUUCUGGGACUUUUCCUUUCUCUUGUCAGAUUUGUGGAUAUAGUGCAGCUCGCAGAGAGUACCUGAACAAACAUCUUACUGUGGCACAUGGUGAGGAGAUGAACAAGUGGAAAACAAAUGAGGACAAUUCAGAAGUAAAACAGUUGCUUAAAAAGUCUCCUCCAGUUGGAGGAUCCAGAGAACCACAGUGGAUGUCAAAACUUAACUCAAUCCCUGGUAUAGGUCUGCUUGAUCAUAAAGGUAGGUCGUUUAAUCCUGAAAAAAACUUGGAGGAGACCCAGCAGUUCCUAGAAAGAGCUGUUGGGGUUAAAAAAGAGAGUAUUAAAUGGACAAAGUCUACCCUAAACAGUGAGCCGCAAACUUUGCAACUCAUUCCAUCAACAACGCCACAAACAAAGUUACAAGAGCUUGAGAUUAGUCCAGGUCUUCUGAAUUCAACCAACAGCAAUGGACUGACUGUUCUGAUGGUGAAGAAUAAAAUUUCUGUUCCACCGAACUGCACCACUAAAGUCAUGGGCUUUAAGAUGGUAGAUGGAAAAAAACAUUUAGUUCUAAAAGUCAUACCGACAAAACAAGAGGACUCCACCGAAAAUGAGGUUUCUGAUUCACACAUCGGUGACGACGAAGAUAAAAUGACCAACAGCUCCUGCUCUUCAUCUUCACCAAGCAUAGGAUCUCUCCUCAGUUUAGAAUCAGGAGAAUCAAAUGAGACGUCUUCAAUAAAAGAAGAGUCACAGGAAGUUGAAAAUCACAUUGGCAACCAUUUCCCAUUGACAGAAGAGCACAAAGUUAGCUUUGAGAGUGCAUGUAAAACAGGGCAGGAUAAUGUCUUGCAUAGUGUUAAAGUACUGUCUGCAACAUCUAAAGAUGCUGCAAUUUCCCAGUGUCAAAGCCGUCAAUCCAAUGGGAGGUCAUCACCUCAUAUUCAUGACGUAUCGUUCCUGUGUUCAAGUGAGAAAUGCUCCACUGAUGAUAACCAGAUAGCCAGAACACUUCCUGUUUCAACUUCAGAGCUUUCAUCCACUGAUUCUGAGACCAUGCUUUCUGAUCUGCAGAUGGCUGAAAUAGAUUCAUCUAGAUAUAAGGCUACAGCCUUAGCUUCAAUUUUGGAUGAAUCCUCAGGAUCACAGUCGCCUGCUGAUGAAACCACAGGUCAUGAUGCAGUUUCUGAUUCAAAAUCAGACCCUGAAAUGUCUGUAGAAGUCAAAUCCACAAACACUGAUAUCCUGAAAUCUAAACUUCCAUCAAAAACUACUGUAUAUGCAACAUUUUCAGUGCUGUCGGAGAAAUCUCUUAUCCAGGAACCUCUAUUCAGCUCAAAAUGUGGUGAACCACUUGAGAAUAGCAUUGAAACAAACUCUCCUAUUAAAAGACCUGUCAAGAAUAACAUCCUUGAUUUAGUGGGUAAAGAAGGGCAGGACUCUGGUUCUGACAAAGUUGAGACCAUAUGUACGAUGACUGACCUUAAGACCUCUGACACAGAAGUUGGAGAGAGGUCUCAAUUUUACUCAAAUGCUCAUUAUUGCAGGAGUGGUACUCCAGCCUCAGACAGCAUUGUUGUAAAGUCCUCUGAAGUAACUAAAAAUGAAGCCACAGAGGCAAACUUGCAAAAUGAAACUAGUAAAAGUGAAUCAACUGAAGCCAAAGAUUGUAACAAAGAAGUUGAAAAUAACUUGCUCAGUUCCCCAAGUCAAGAGGUCUUUAGUUUCCACAAUUAUUCUAAAGAUACCUCUGGGAGCUCUCCUGAUUCAUUGCUGCCUGAGGAAGACUCACCGCAGGGGCUGGAGGAAGAAGAGUGUGAGGAGGACUUUGGUGAUUGGAGCUUAACUCUGCCAGCAUCGCCGCCUCUUCCAACUGAAGAAGAUAGCAAGGGAGGGGCUAAUGAGAGUGAUCCGGUCUCUGAAAGUGGAGAGAAAGCAUUAGAGAGAGUGUCAGAUAGUGAUAUUGAGGUCGAUGAGUGCAUAGCUACUGUCGAUGAUUCACUUGUUCCUGUGAUUCCAGAAAAAGGAAGUUGUCCACCGGCACUAGAGGAGAAACAGGAAGGUAUCACCAUUGCAACCGAGAAUGCAGCGGCAAGCUUGAGAAGUGCAGCUGAUUUGGGCAAGAUACUUGAAAAGCACUCAGAUGCCAUCAUCAGCCAGCAGCUUGAAAAAGAAAGAAAGAGGUCUUCGGUUACAGCACAGGAAACUGUUAGGCCGACCAAAACCACACUUCGGAUCUUGCAGACACCUGAAGGAAAACAGCAGAUGUUCCUUCAAACCACAGACACUCCAUAUGCUGUGCCAGUUCAGCUGAAAAGUGGAGCCGGGUUCAAGCUAAUUACUAAAUCCUGUUCUCCCAACAUUAAUGUGUCUUAUGUGAAACCCGGGAUUGAGAUGGCCAGCAAGGCUACAGGAGUAGCUCUCACUUUAAAUGGAGGCAGAAUUGGCAUGUCUGCACAAAGUUCCAAUCUUGAAACUAAAGAUCAAGCAUCUGCCCAGAUGGCACAGAGUGGCAGUGGAAACCGCUACUUCGUCAGUGCUUCUGCUCUUAAAACAUCUCUUCUCUUAUCAGGUGCUGUCAAGUCCCCAUCUGGAGAACCCGUGAGCAACGUGCCACAGACUUGUUACUUAGUUCAGAGACCACUCCCUGUUACCUCUGUUAGUAGUGAGUCAAGUGGUUCAAGUUCUAAGACUGUGCUUUCAACUUGUCCUGUAUUGGCCAUGCCUGUGAAUUCAGCAGAUAAAACCAGUCCUAUGCAGACUGGGAGACAAGCUUACUUGGUUCGAUAUCUUUCUCCUGCUAAGUCAGGUAUACUUUUGAACAAUUCAGACAGGAAAAAUUUGAACCAGGGCAGGGUAAAUGAGGGUGUCAAAAACAGGGUUUUCCUUAAGGUAGUAAGAGGUCCUAAUGGCACUAGAUUUCUUUCCACUGCUCCAUACACCACAGACAAAAAGUCAGUAUACCUUGCCACAAGCUCUUUGCAGUCACCUUGUUUGUUAAUGUCUUCAAAUAAAUCUUUAACCAGCGUGUCGUCAGGUCUUGAAACCUCGACUAAUUCACUUCACAAACUCAUCCCCGCAUCCCAGUUUAAACACAUUCUACCCCAGUCCAAUGUUCAAAUCAAAAGCAGGUCUGAUCAUGAUGUAGCAUUACAGAAGGUGCCGCAUGUUCCCGGUUCCAUCCGUCCACGAAGCCAAAGGAAACGGAGGCGAAGGGCUUUGUUUGAGGAAAUGCUGGAGAGCUCCUCCAAAAUGAGGAGAAUCUCAAGCAAGUUGUCUGCUGAGAAAGACGCCAUCUCAAUUUGGGAGCCUGUUGCAAAAGAUGUUGUAAGAACGCUGAGACUCUGUCCCUUUAGUCCACUUCAAGAAAUCAAACGUCCCCAUCGAAACCAGCCUGUGGUUGUGCUGAACCAUCCGGAUGCAGACAUUCCUGAAGUAGCUAGCAUCAUGAGGUCCGUGAACAAAUACAAAGGUGAAGUUCUCAAAGUGGCUUUGUCCCAAAAUACAGUUAAAGCCCUCGCCGAUCCUCCAAGAACACCUUCAAAGCAGAAUGCUUCCAUUGGCAGUGGGGGUGAAAGAAUAAGGCCAGUAGGUGUUGUUCAAGAAAGAUUCUUUCUGAAACUAAAGUUAAAAAAGACUAGCAGAAAUAAAUAUGAGGUGGUGAGGUCCUCUUCUUCUGGUUCAGAGCAGCAGUCAACAUUUUGUUGCUGGUUUUGUGGCCGAGUUUUCAACAACCAAGAGGACUGGAUCGGCCAUGGUCAACGGCAUCUAAUGGAGGCAACAAGAGACUGGAAUAAGCUGCUGUAAUGCAAGUACACAGCCCAUGGAUUGGGUUCAAAUGCCAUCCUUCAUUGUAGAAAACAGACUUUUUGUAAUCUUUUCUUCUUUUAAUAGUACAAUAAGAUAAAGUUAACCUGUCGAUGAUAUUUUUCCAUAGAAUUCUCUUCAGAAGCUUUUAAAUGUUUCAGUGUAAUAGAGAAGAGUUAGGUACCUGAAAUGAGUUUGUAUGUAAAUAAUUUUCACCUUUUGUAUAUUUAAAUCUAAACCCUUGAGUAUGUAUAGAACGGAACUGUGAAAAUUGGACACACUGUAUGUUUAUGGUGCAAGCAGAAAGAUCACUGGUAUAAGAUGGUGCUGUCUCUUAUAGACCUCUUUUAAUGCAGACAAUUGAAUUGAUUUCUCAGGUAAUUCCAUCAUUUUUGAGUGCGUGAAUGGUCCAGUUCAUAAAUAAUUAUCUCUCAUUCUGAAGCUGUGUUUGAUAGUUUAAGUUGGCUACAUAUGUCAUGCCUACAUCACUGAACCAAUUUUGAUUUCCAAUUAAUGCAAAUUUUAAAGGGAUAGUUCACCCAAAAAUGAGUUAAAUUUUCUCACCCUCAUGUAGUUCUAAACCUGUGCAACGUUUUCUUCUGUGAAACACACACACACAAAAAUACAUUCUGAAGUGUAUAUCACAAGUUUUUGUUCAUGCAAUUAAUGUGAAUGAGGUCAAAGAAAGUCUUACAGGUUUGAUGUGACAUUAGGGUGGGUAAAUGAUGAUGGUGUGAACAAUCAAAGUAUUAUUUAGGAAUUUUGAGAGGCAUGAUAUUGCCUAUAAACAAACCCAGCUGGUUCCUGUGGAAACCAUCCUGUUAAAAUUGUGUCCUUUUACCAUUAAUAUUCUGUAUUUGUUCUCAUAUUGUUUCUUCGGGUCAGUUUCAUGUUUUGCUGGUUCCAUCCAUGCAUCUCCCUUCAUUAUGUCAAAUCAGACCCGGUGUCAUUUCAGUAGCAAUAAUGGACUUUAUAAUAGUUGGAAUUUUUCUCUGUAAAGGUGUUCUGAACCUUCAUCUGUUAGUUAUGGCUUUGGUGCUUUUUGUUGUCUUUUUUCACAUUUGAAAUGAAGUAAUGCACCUGUCAAUGUACUAUUAUUCUUUACAAAAAAGAUAAAAAGAUAAAACAGGAUGUAUUGAGAUGCAAGCCAACAAACCUCAAAAAGCCAACCAAACACUAACUGUAUUUUCAUUUUCUGUAAUACUUCAGUGCCUCAUUCUGCCUCAAAGUUUUAACAAGAGGGUGUGUUUUUCAUGAUAAAGUCCAGAUUUGUAAGAUUCUUGUGUGCUUAGCAGAGUUCAAAGUUUAAGUUGUGACCAUUCAUCCUCGCUACAUUGAUUUUUGUUUUCAACUGAUUUGUAAACCGUAAAAUUAGGAGUCAAGACUUCCCUAACUAUUUUUAGACACUAUUUUCCCAUUGAUAGUAUGAAUAUCAAGCCUUUUCAGUGUAUGUUCCAUAGAAACAAUUGGUUACUGGUUUACAUCACAAAUUGAGUUUAAAACACAAAUCAAAACAAAGUUGAGAUGGUCACCUGUUUUCGCAGUUAUAACAUUCAGGAUAUCCUUUGCAUCAAAAGCUCGGUUUACUAUUUCAAUGUUAUGCAGCUUUUCAGCACUGUCGAGAACUGAUGGUGUACUCAGUGGUGCUUUUAAUCUGAGUCUGCUGAUUUUUUAUAAGUUUAUUUUAUAGAAUUUCUUUUAAAUCUAAUCUACACAAAGUCCUCAAGUUCUCCGAUCUGCCACACUUAAGACUCCCUGAGAGAUCUCUCUUAUUGUAGGGACAGAUGUAUUCAUUUGUCUGUGUCCUUUAAUUGUUCUUUGUCUUUUGUGCUUGAAAGAGGCUUUGAUGGCAGAUUAGUAAUUAUCCAUCCUUGAUUUAUGUAGCUAGUGUCCAGUGUUUUAUAGUUUUCAGAAUAAGUUUUUUUUUUAUUAUUAUUAUUAUUUUUUUUCUGAAGCUUUACUUUCCUGUGUUUGGUCCGUUCAUUUUGUUUCUAACACAUGAGAAUGUUGUUGGCCUAUAAAGUUUUCUUUUCAGUAUUCACUCUGUAUUCUUGUCACCCUUCUUGUGACAUGACAAUCACUGUUAUACAUGAAAUAGUGGAGUUGUUUAUGCAAAACCAUAACAGUUGACUAAUAUUCAGCUCAAAUGGCCUAACUUGCAACAAGUCACGCCACGAAUGAGCAAAAAUAUAGUCCUCACUCAGACACUUGUCAACCAAAUAAUGUUUGUCCUUAAGCAAAAAUGUUCUUCCUUCUUUCCUUCGUUGUUGUAUUGCCCAUGUCAGACAGCUUUUAUUGGGAUUUGAGAGACAAGUUUAUUUUUUUAUGCUAAGUGCCUAAAAUGUGAUGCACCAGGUUGACACUAUAUUGUACUGUAUUUACCUCCUUGCAGUUCCUUCUUUAAUAAAUGUAAAUACCUUUGAAAGA